GAAUCGAUGAUUGUUUGUAUAUAAAAGAGGGUAUACAGUUCAGAACACAACCAAAGGGAGCUCAAUAAUUCACUAGAGAGAGAUGACAAGUCACAGCAAUGGCAACUCAGACUCUUUCGUCAAGAUGCCAACUAUAAAGUUCACGAAGCUAUUCAUCAAUGGAAAAUUUGUUGAUUCCAUUUCAGGGAAAACAUUCGAGACAAUAGACCCAAGGACGGAAGAGGCAAUUACGAGGGUGGCAGAAGGAGAUAACGAGGAUAUUGAUUUGGCAGUGAAGGCCGCGCGUGAAGCUUUUGACAAUGGUCCAUGGCCCCGCUUGUCUGGCUUUGAUAGGGGAAGGAUUAUGAUGAAAUUUGCAGAUUUGAUUGACGAACAUGCAGAAGAAUUAGCGGCUUUAGAUACCAUUGAUGCUGGGAAAUUAUUUGGUGAAUGCAAGACUGGUAUUCCCCAUUCAGCAAACAUGCUACGAUACUAUGCUGGUGCAGCAGAUAAAAUUCAUGGGGAGGUCUUGAAAAUGUCACGAGAAUUUCAUGCCUAUACAUUGCGUGAGCCAAUUGGUGUUGUAGGACACAUCAUUCCCUGGAAUUUCCCAACCUCUAUGUUCUUAGCGAAGGUUAGCCCAGCCUUAGCCGCUGGCUGCACCAUGGUCGUCAAGCCCGCUGAGCAAACACCACUCUCUGCUCUCUAUUAUGUUCAUCUUUCAAAGCUGGCUGGUAUCCCUGAUGGAGUGCUAAAUGUUGUAACGGGUUUUGGACCAACUGCUGGUGCAGCCAUAAGCUCUCAUAUGGACAUUGAUGCGGUCAGUUUUACUGGCUCCACAGAAGUAGGACGUGAAGUAAUGCAAGCUGCAGCAAAAAGCAAUUUGAAAACACUUUCACUUGAAUUAGGAGGCAAGUCACCCCUUAUAAUUUUUGAUGAUGCUGAUUUAAAUAAAGCUGCUGAGCUUGCUCUGUUUGGCAUCCUAUAUAACAAGGGAGAAAUUUGUGUGGCAAGUUCUCGUGUUUUUGUUCAAGAAGGGAUUUAUGAUGAAUUUGUGAAAAAGUUAUUGGAGAAAAAAAAAUCUUGGACAGUUGGGGAUCCUUUUGAUCCUAAAGUUCGUCAAGGACCUCAGAUUGAUAAAAAGCAGUUCGAUAAGAUCCUUUCCUAUAUAGAGCAUGGCAAGAGAGAAGGAGCGACCUUGUUAACUGGUGGUAAACCUUUGGGGCACAACAAGGGGUACUAUAUUGAGCCAACAUUUUUCACUGAUGUUAAGGAGGACAUGCUAAUAGCGAAGGAUGAAAUAUUUGGGCCUGUGAUGUCACUGAUGAAGUUUAAAACAAUUGAUGAGGCGAUCAAGAAGGCCAACAACACUACAUAUGGGCUUGCAGCAGGUGUCAUGACCAAGGACUUGAAUGUGGCUAACACCGUCUCAAGAUCAAUCCGUGCUGGAAUCAUUUGGAUCAACUGCUAUUUUGCUUUCGACUGGGACGUGCCUUAUGGAGGGUAUAAGAUGAGUGGUUUUGGCAGAGAUUUUGGUUUAGAUGCCCUUUACAAGUAUCUCCAAGUUAAAUCUGUUGUGACUCCCAUUUACAAUUCUCCUUGGCUUUGAACAUAAUAAUCUGGAAAAUGGGGAUAACAUCUCCAAACAAAUUAGUCCCCUGCAAUAAAAUUCUGAAUUAUUAUUAUCCUCUCCCCAGUUUGAGAUAAUCAAAAACAUUUUAGUCUUUGUAUAUUUGUCUAAUAUAAGGCCAGCUCUUUGUCAUGGAGUAAAAAGAUUAUGAAAUAUGUCCUCGCAGUCUCACCACGAGAA
Molecule: messenger RNA, 1789 nt
Organism: Quercus lobata
Lineage: Eukaryota; Viridiplantae; Streptophyta; Magnoliopsida; Fagales; Fagaceae
Product: aldehyde dehydrogenase family 2 member C4-like
Exons: 10
Coding region: 83-1588 (501 amino acids)
Molecular function (GO): oxidoreductase activity, acting on the aldehyde or oxo group of donors, NAD or NADP as acceptor
Source: RefSeq, a predicted model, not a curated record